This is a messenger RNA of Chelonoidis abingdonii (Abingdon island giant tortoise), 2195 nucleotides long. The record is from RefSeq and is a predicted model, not a curated record. Lineage: Eukaryota; Metazoa; Chordata; Testudines; Testudinidae.
AUGCAGAACCCUGAGUUGUCCGCGGGCCUGGAUUCUAUCGCAGAUCUAAGCCGUCAGCACGUCGCCCAGUCAUCUAGCCGGAUGGGCGCGUAUGAAUAUCUGUUGGGUACUAGACUUGAAAACGAAGGGGACAAUCUACUGCAGACACAGGCUUGUCUGUGUUAUAUUUGUGCUGGGAAUGUAGAGAAACUAGUUGCGUGUUGGACUAAAGCUCAAGAUGGAAACAGCCCCUUGUCCCUUCAGGACCUCAUUGAGAAAGUAGUAAUCCUGCGUAAGGCUGUGCAGUUUACACGAUCUGUAGACGCUGAUGCUGUCGGCGCUCUUCUGGCUGAGAAGAUGAGUCAGUAUGCCAAUCUGUUGGCUGCACAGGGGAGCAUUGCUACUGCAUUGGCUUUCCUUCCUGCAGACACCAACCAGCCAAAGAUCGUGCUGUUGCGGGACAGACUUUGCAGAGCUCAGGGAGAACUUCCAGUGGGACAGGAGACACCAAAGUCCCCGUAUGAGAGAGAACCCGUGCCUAAGGGAAGAGCUGGACCUGUGGCUGGACAAAUGCAGAUGCCCCAAGGCCCAGCCCAACAGUAUUAUCAGCAGGGAGACAAUCCUCCACCCCCAGGUUUUAUUAUGCCACCAGGGGCUGCUCAUCCGAAUGUGUCGCAACAUCAGGCCGCCUCUCCCGGCUACAACAUGUACUCGCAGACGGGGGCACGACAGCCGUACCCGCAGACUUAUCAGCCACCACAGCAGUAUUCUUUUGGAACGGGGGGACCAGCACUCUAUCAGCCUCAACAACCUAUUGCUCCUCCUACUUCAACCUCCUACGCUAACCCUCCCUAUAUGCCUUCUGCUUCUCCCCAUUCUGCGCCCUCUCAGUUAUACUCAGGACAACCUCAGCCCUCUCCAACAAGCUUGAAUCCUGGCUCUUCUUUCCCCGCCCCUCCUUCUGGUGCAUCCUUCCAGCAUGGCAGACCAGGAGCUCCAGCUACUUCUGUGGCUUAUGCACUGUCUACUGGACCAACAGAAAAUCAGUCUUCUCAAGACCAGGCGUCUACCCUGCAAGGACCUCAAAAUGGUUGGAACGAUCCUCCUGCAUUGAACAGAAUGACAAAGAAGAAGAAGAUACCUGAUAACUUCAUGCCUCCUGUUCCCAUCACAUCCCCAAUAAUGAAUCCUCUCCUGGAUCCACAAUCCCAGAUGCAGCAGCCGCCAACUUCACUGCCACCUGCAGCCCAGGCUACAUUUCAGCCCUCGCAUCUUCCAUCAGGGCAGCCCAUUUUACAAAACCCUUUCCAGCCUAUUCAGCAGCCUCUGGGGCAGUCAAUCAUGCCUCCAGCUAUCUCAAAAACUAGUACAGAGGGGGCACCAGGAGCUCCAAUUGGCAAUACCAUACAGCAUGUGCAGUCGUUGCCAGCGGAGAAGAUUACAAAGAAGCCUAUUCCUGAUGAGCACCUUAUUCUGAAGACCACAUUUGAAGCUCUCAUCCAGAGAUGCCUGUCAUCUGCCACAGAUCCACAAACGAAGAGGAAAUUAGAUGAUGCCAACAAACGCCUGGAGUUUCUAUAUGACAAACUUAGGGAACAGACACUCUCCCCAGCAAUCAUCAACGGCUUGCACAGCAUUGCGAAAAGCAUCGAAACGCGCAACUACACAGAGGGACUGAACAUCCACACCCACAUAGUCAGCACCAGCAACUUCAGCGAGACAUCUGCCUUCAUGCCAGUGCUGAAAGUCGUCCUCACCCAAGCCAAUAAGCUGGGGGUCUGAUGUCACCCCUCUCCCUCGCCCAAGCAGAGCUUGUGAUGUCACUUUUCCAAAGUAGUACAUUCAGCAAAACGUGUGCAAGAAGGGGACCAAAUACCAGACCUUAGAGCAUGUUGCAGUAGAUCUCUGAUCAAUGGCAUGACACUAUCCCUACAGAUAUACAUCAUCUUAGAAUGGCCUUUGAGCCCUGGUGCUUUUUUAUUUUAAUCUUUUAUCAUCCCUAAUGAUUCCUGUCUACAGACAGUAUAUUUAAUGGAUUACACCUCGUGUUGUCAAUUUUAAGUGCAUGUUGUACACUAAAGAGUGGUUUUUAAUACAGAAGUGUGGGGGAAAAGCUGAUGGUAGGUUGUGUAUCAGACAGACCUUAUAACAUUCUUUCCACUUCCCCUCCCAUUCCUUCAUAUCCACCAGAUUAAAGUGUCUGAUCCUCUUUUUAA